Pneumocystis jirovecii RU7 is the source of this 855-nucleotide messenger RNA. RefSeq lists its product as uncharacterized. The transcript has 3 exons. The coding region runs from base 1 to 855 and encodes 284 amino acids. NCBI's taxonomy places the organism in Eukaryota, Fungi, Ascomycota, Pneumocystomycetes, Pneumocystales, Pneumocystaceae. Gene Ontology annotation, molecular function: ATP binding; ATP hydrolysis activity. The record is from RefSeq and is a predicted model, not a curated record.
AUGUCGAAGUCUGCGUCAAAGCUUAAACGAGAGAGUGAGAAAGCGCAGCGGCUGGCAAAACAGAUGCAGCAGACACAACAAAAAUCUGCAUCUCAGCCGGAAACAACGAAUUCUCAUUCUGAUCUGAGUGCAAGCGGUGUUCUUACAAGCCAACCAAUGAGCCGCGAUCUCCGAAUUGAACAAUAUACACUGAGUUUUCACGGGCGGAUGCUUAUUGAGGUGAGCGAAAAAAACGAGAGAUCAAGUAAUAUGAGGAAAUAUAAGGCAACUGUAGAAUUAAACCAUGGACAGCGAUAUGGGCUUCUUGGUGCAAAUGGAUCGGGUAAAAGCACGUUUUUACGUUCACUUGCAGCACGAGAUAUUCCAUUUCCAGCGUAUUUUGAUAUUUUCCUUGUUAAUGAAGCAGCACCUCCAGUUGAUAUUUCUGCACUUGAUUAUAUCAUUUCAGAAGCACGUUCUAAGCUUGCAGCGGUUGAAACAGAACUUGAGCAGCUACUUACAAAAGAAAACGGUGCUACAUCAGGAGAGACGGCUUCAACGUCAAAAGGACAGAAAGGGAAAAGAGGAACAGGAGGAAAUGGUGGAAUAGGUGGUAAUGAUUUUAAUGAAGUUUCAUCUGAUGCAUUAAUGGAUGAAUUGGUGGAACGUAUGGCUGAGCUGGACUCGGGAACACUAGAAGCCAGAGCAGCUAAUGUUUUACAUGGAUUAGGAUUUAGUGCGGCAAGAAUGAAGAUGCCAACAAAGGAAAUGAGUGGUGGGUGGAGAAUGCGUGUUUCUCUUGGGUGUGCAUUGUUUCUUCAACCGACAAUUCUUCUUUUAGAUGAACCUACAAACCAUCUUGAUCUUGAAGCGUAA